This is a messenger RNA of Drosophila persimilis, 1806 nucleotides long. RefSeq lists its product as uncharacterized. The record is from RefSeq and is a predicted model, not a curated record. The transcript is spliced from 4 exons. The coding region runs from base 182 to 1462 and encodes 426 amino acids. Lineage: Eukaryota; Metazoa; Arthropoda; Insecta; Diptera; Drosophilidae.
UUGCUCGGUGUCUAAACAACGUUGCGCGCUGUGUUACCCGUAGUUUACACAAUUCCGAUUUGCGUUUGGCCGAGAAAUGUGCGUUUAGCGCCUCAUUUAGAUUUAGACACCAAAGGGUGCGACACUUUGAAGAAACUCGCAUCGAGAGGUCGUUGCCAGCUUCGUGACCUGCUUAUCCGAGAUGAGAUUGCUUGUGCUGCUGUGGCUGCCGCUGCCAUUUCUAAGCAGCCUCUACCUGUGCAUCGGUUAUGCAACUGCCACCAAGGUAUCUACCCCUCGAGGGGUUGCACAAUACAGGCUCCCGCAACCCGCGCCUGCACUAGUGCUGUCAGACAGUGAAGCUGUACAAAUGAGGGCGGGAGGAGCAGCUGGGCGGAAUGAUACGAGCCAGGCAAGAUCUCAGACGGCAUCGGACCAGCGUAGGCGCACACAGAUUGUCCGGCGACGCAGGCCGGUCAAUCGAAACUCCAGCACGUCGACCACCACAUCAACGACGUCCACAACAACCACGUCGACCACGACGAGUACAACAACGGCCCGUCCCAGCUUGGCCAAUGGCUUCAAUUUCUUCAAUCCGAGCUUCUGGAGCUUUGGACAGCAGAGUCUGGUUGCAGUUCGGCCGCCAACCAAGCAACCCCAUCCGCCCAAGAAGUUCAGUUCCAAGGAGGAAAAGAUCAGCUAUCGAAAGCCGCCCAAGACCACCAUUAAACCCAGAUCCAGCCCGACCACAAGGACAGCCACAACCACAACUACAACUGUGAGGCCAUCCACAGAUGGACCAUUCCGUAUUGCUCUGCCCACCCUGACAUUUUCCAGCGGCGAGGGCAAGGAGCGGGAUAGGGAGAAGGAGAAACGAGCUGCCGCCGAGCUACGGCUGCGCUUCAACUGUCCGCGGGAAAACGAGGUGCGCUUCCAGCUAUUCCCGAAGAUCUGCAAGACGGACAAGGACUGCGCUGUCUGGCAGCGGGACGAGCUGUGCUGCGACAUCUUUGGUGCCAGCAGCUGUGUUUCUGGAGUGGCGAAGCCCCUGGAAGAGGCGGUCCAUGCACCCAUACUCGGCCUGAUACCUCGCAAGUGCCCUACCAGGCCGCUGGCCGAGCUGUGGUGGGAUGUCCAGGAAUGCAGCACGGAUAUGGACUGCUGGCCAAGAGUCUGCUGCCCCGACGGACGAAGACGGUACUGUCGCACCUCUCAGCCAGAGCUGGAGACGGCGCCGGCGCCAGUCAAGCGUUCUUUUGACUAUCUCACCGAGUAUCUGGAGUGCACUGCCCCGCCGCCACCAAUCUUUGAUCUCCACCCAAAGGCGUGUACCUCAACGCUGGACUGUUUCCCGAACGUGUGCUGCCAGGAGGCGGGUCUCCGGCACUGUCGUCCGCCCAAGAAGUCGGUGCUCACACUGAUGGCCAAUUUUCUCAAUGUGGACUUCGUGAAGCGACUCACACAGAACAUUGUUAUCAAAUAAGCCCGGCACUUUACACCCAGUGCCACCAAUCGUAUAUGUACCUUAUGUACGACGUAUGUACAUUGUUGUAUAUACAGUCGGAUCUGCUCUGUGUGAGUGCACCUUCGUUUCAACAAUUUCAGAACUGCCGCCGUGAUAUCUCGCUCGUAUUUGUUUACCUAAGUUGAUAAACAGAACGAAUCAUAUGUACAUAUGUACACACAAUAUACAUAUGUAGACAUACUGCGCAUUAUGUAUACCGAACAGUUCAGUUCCAUUCCCCGUCUAAGCCUGUACCGAGGCGUCCUAGUAUUAGAUGUAGCACAUACACACUUCUUAAGUUUCUUUCGUAGGCUUAUACAAAA